UGAUUAUUGCUGUAGGCUACAUUCUAUUGUCAAAAAUUAUGUAUUAUAGGUACUCGAGCUCAGGGAGGAGGAACUGGUGGGAGCACAGGCGGAGGAACUGGAGGAGGGGGAACUGACUGUACGGACAGUUUGGGCGAUUGCGAGACUAAAGCAGACCUUUGUAUAGUUGCUUAUGCCUAUGAGGGAAUGUACCGUGAUUGUAAAAAAACCUGCAACCAAUGUGGGGUUUGUCAGAAUUUGGGAACAGACUGCCCUGACAGACAAAAAGCUGGGUAUUGCAAGAUGGAGCUUUAUCUUGAUCUAAUGAGAUGGCAGUGUAAAGAAGCUUGUAAUAUGUGUGGUGAUAUGACGCCCCCUAAAGGGAUACCUAUUGGAUAA
Molecule: messenger RNA, 378 nt
Organism: Meloidogyne enterolobii
Lineage: Eukaryota; Metazoa; Nematoda; Chromadorea; Rhabditida; Meloidogynidae
Source: the annotation of a GenBank genome assembly